AAUUUUCUUAGCAUGGCAGAGUGAAGGUCCGUACCUCAGAAGAGGAAAAAGCUAGGAAAGAAAAGGAACGCCAAGAGAAGCUAAAAGUGUUUAAACAUGCAAUGCAAAAGAUUCAGUUCAAGAGAAAACAAAAUGAGCUGGAUAAAGAACUACUUGACCUCACAGGAAAGGUUCUGACCUCAAAUCCCGAUGUUUACACACUAUGGAAUAUACGGAGAGAGAUUAUUAUACAAUUUAGGCAAAAUGGAGAAUGUGAAGAUUUAUCCAAACUAUAUGAUGAUGAGCUGCAACUAACAGAGUAUUGCUUGAAAAUAAAUCCCAAAUCAUAUUGUGCAUGGCACCAAAGAGAAUGGGUGCUAACUACAAGAUCUGACCCAGACUGGCAGAGGGAGUUAGAUGUUUGUAAUAAAUACCUAAAGUUUGAUGAAAGAAAUUUUCACACUUGGGACUAUAGAAGAUUCGUAGUGUCUCAAUGCAAGCCGUCACUAAAAGAAGAAUUUGAUUUUACAACUGAGAAAAUACAUGACAAUUUUUCAAACUAUUCUGCCUGGCACUACAGGAGUAAGAUGUUAGUUGAAUUGUAUCCUGAUUUGGAAGGUGGGCGACCCAUUGAAGAUGGCCACCACAAGCAUGAAUUGAAACUAGUUCAAAGUGCAGCUUUUACUGAUCCUGAUGAUACUAGUGCUUGGUUCUAUCAGAGGUGGUUAUUAGGUGCAGUAAAAACAACAAUAAGUCCGGUUGUCUGCACUGUGAAACCAUCGAUGACUACCGUAGCAUUCAGCAACCAUGUGCCCUUGGACAUAGUGAGAUCUAGGACCAACUUGUACAUCAACGACACUCCUUUGGAAGGCGAUUGGGUGUCUUGUACCGGCAGUCAGUACGAUCUUCUAUGGAUACUCAGACAUAAUAGAGAAAUCACUGAUGAUUUGGAUAUCAGGGUAGAAUAUGAAGUAGAUACUAACGAAAAACAAAUUAUAAAAUGCGUUAAAGUCGAUACAUGUGAAUACAUCGGCAAAAACGAAAUCAGCUUUCAGAAGCAGUAUUCUAAACCUGUGAUAGAAGAGCUGAACAACCAACUCGUAGCAUGUCGACAACUGCUGGACAUGGAGCCCGAUAAUAAAUGGACCCUUCUAACCACCACCGUCUUCCUAUAUUGUAUCAACGCUGAACUCUACCACGAUGAAGCUAUCAAAAAUCUUCACGAACUGAAGAAAAUAGACAAGUUAAGAUCUGGUUAUUAUGACGACUUAAUUACGAAAUGGAGCAUCGAAGCAAAACUAUUGUUUGAUUACAAAUCGAAUGACAAUGAGUGUGAAGUGAAGUUUGAUAAUAAGAUAACGAGCUUGCCGUAUCUCCAGUAUUACAGUUACUGCAAAGUUGUAGAUUUAUCUAAUCAGAGUCUGUCGUCUAAUAUUUUGCCGUCGCUAGUGGUUCUUCAACAUUGUAAGGUACUAAAUUUAGCUAACAACAAAUUGACAACAUUAAAAGGUUUCCCGACCCUGGAUUUGAAGGAGCUGAUUUUAGAAGGCAAUCACGAUUUGGAUAAAAAUGAAGAGCUUCUUAGUUUAAUCAAGAAAAACUGCAACUGCGAGAUAUUUAUAUAAAUUAUUGGUAGAUAGAAUAGGGAUUGUAUACAUGUAAUAUAUUUAAAAAACAUUUUAUGCUUUAGGGAUUCACCUAAUUAUCUAUUCUAUACAUAUAAGUAAGUAUAUUAUGUAUUUGCUAAGCUAAACUUUUAAGUAGGUAAUGAGCAGUGAUUGUUAAUUUUCCAGCAAUUUUGGUGCAGCAUAGUAAAAAUAAAGGAUUUUCUUCAAUUUUUUUCUAGGGAGAGGAUUGAUUAAGGUUAAUAUUACUGUUAUUAACCCUAAUUAUCUAUUCCACCUAGAGUAGGGCAUACAGAUGCUUUUAACCAACAAUCAAAUGCUGCACCAAAAUUGCUGGAAAAUUAACGAUCACUGGUAAUGAGCUAUCAUGUAAAUAGAUACUAUAGACUCUAUAGAGGUUGUUUGUUAGUGAUGAUAUGGAUCAAAGUAAAAAUAAAGGUACAUUUAAAUCAUUUAUUUUCAGUAUAUGUUAACAUUCUAGAAGUACAUUUGCUUAACAUAAAUCUAGUUGAACACUGUUGUCCUUAAUAUACGAUGCAGCAAAUUAAUAUGUGGCUGUGUUAAUAAAAUAGCUAAAAAGAAUACAGUCUUAAAGUCUAAAUAAUAUGUCAGGGUUGCGUCAUUAACUGAUUUAUGCAUCACAAAAUGGUGUAGUGUAGGGUACUGGGGUUAUUCCGAUAGGAAAAUAAUUGCUAUUGGGCGAGUUUAGUUGAGAGCACUGUUGGACUCAUCAUAAGACUUAGUGGUGGUCGUUGAUUCAACGAACUUAGGGUCAGUUGGUUGCACCAACAGUUAACAUGUUGAUCAACGUCACGCAGCAUAGAUCUAUGAAAGAAUUCUUAGCGAACUUUUUAACGGUGACAUACAGUUUGGUGCAACCGACUCUUGAUCGCUCGUCAACGAACGAAACGUUUCGUGCAACUGCUUUAACUACUUGAAUUUUAACCUUUUCGACGCCGUGUCAAACACAAAAGCAGUCACCCGACGCCACGUCACCGAAGUGUCAAAACUGAAAUUAAACUUUAUGCAUAUGCACGUAGGUCUAUGUUGCUCUGUGGUAUGUGACCGAGUAAUCAGUAUUUGGCGUUGAACCGGCGGUGCAGAUAUAUCGGUCAUUGGCGUCCAAAAGGUUAACAUAAAACAAAAUGAAUGGUUAUGAAAGUACUAUAUACUUUAUACGACUUCCAAGAUAAUUGGUAAAGCAUAUGAGACGAAAAACUCCAAAUAGCAGUUUGAUCAUUCCGUUGAUGGGCUAACCCUAACACACCUUUAUUUAUAUUUUUAUUUUAGUAAUAAACCCCGUUUCAAAAGUGGCUGAACGAUUUUGCACCUUAUUAUUUUGUUAAUUUAAUUUGUAACUCGUCACUGCCGUGAUAGGUGAAGAUACGCAACUCUGACUCGAGGAAAAAAUAUAAGUAAAACUAAAAUAUAACAACUACCUGUUUUAAAAGUUACCUGUGGUUAGUGUUACACCAAAGAUUUACAUUUUACUUAACAUAUAUUAAUAUGCGUAAAUAUAUUAUAUUAAUACCUUAUUUCAUAGAUAGUUAUUGUUGUCUACAACUGAAAAACUCAUUGGCAACAAUGCUUACAGCUUUCAUAAGUGGCUUAUACUUUUUAAAAGGGCAUACCACGAGAAUGUCGCUGUACUGUUUGUGCCAUGUAUGGCAGCUAUUGCAAUCAAAUGCGGAAAACUCAUGGAUAUACUUACUGCCAAUUUGCUAGCAAAGUAAUUAAAUAUUUCCAGUAGGUAACAGUUUUAGUUCAAUUCUCUGUUAUUAUCGCUUUCUCAGCAUUUCAAAAGUAGGUAUUAGAAAAAUGGCAUUUCGUAAGCGAAAGUCUUGUGGAAUGCCCGUAACAUGGAUUCUAAAUAGGAAAAUUCUAUGUAAAUCAUACUGGAAAAUUCACUUUUCAGACCUGUAAAUAUACACCUACUUAUAAACUAAAUGGUUUGUUUGAUAAAGAGAGACUUGAAAUAUAAGUACUUACAUAAUUGUUUGCAAUACUUAUAACACUUUAAACUCUCGCGUUUUGUACACAUCACCAGUUUCGGACCAGUGUACGGAUACUGUGAGUGUUGCGUGUCGUGCCGUGGACAAUAAACAUUAAACUUUAACGGGUAGCUGCAAUUUCUUGGACUACCCCAAACAUUUUUAUAAACUAAUUUCGGGUAGUUUAGUGAUGUUUUAUUAAUAUCUCUGUUGACAUUUGUUGGGACGUCAGUCUUUCCGUGACCACAGCUGGUGCAACUCAGCUGAAACGUCGGAAUUAAAGGUAAAAACAAUGAAAUUAUAUCGCGGUAGACCGCGGUAGAAUCGCGGUAGAAUUAAAUAUACAUAAUUGUUGAUUUUUUUUUAUAUUAACAAUCCUUUGUCCUUUUUUUUAUAAAACCGUAUUUGGAUAUACCUAAAAGGACUCUUUAUAAUACAUAGGUACAAUCAAUCUUACAAUAUUGUACAUUUUUCCUUAAUCAAAUGUUUUGGGACCAAACAAAUAUGAUGUUCACCAUAGACAUUAGCUUAUUAAUUUAAAUUGAUUAAUAUUCGUGAAUCAUAUGCUUUAACGCUUAAGUAUAAUAUAUAGUGAUUAUGAUUAACUAUCUAAAAUAUAUUACAUACACAUAUUAUAAUAGGCAAUAUAUUAAUGUUUGAAUAAACAAUUUACUUUAAAACAGUAAUGCAUUUAAUAUCAAUUUGUACCAUAGUAAAUUUAUUCUCAGAUGCUGAGUUUUAUCAUAUUUAAAACUAGUUCACUAACAGGUUUUAAACAGUCAUCUUCAUCCCAAAAUAACUUGCCACAUAGCUCACACAAUACUGCAGGUUUUCCAGAGGAAGAAAGUUGUUCAACAUUACUUAUUUCAACAGACACACCCUUGCUAGUGAGGCAAGUUGCCUUCAGCACCAGCUUAUGCAUUGGUUGAAAGGAAUCUUCAUCACAAUCGGAAUCACUAUUAAAUCUAUCAUAAAACUCUUCAUCUUCAUCAUAAUCACUGGCAUAUGCCUUAUUGUUAACUUGAAUAGCCUGUGAAGCUUGAUACUCAUUACAAAUUUUAAAUACCUCAUCAACUGCCAAAUUCUUCAAAGUUUUGCCAUUACAUAACAAACAACGA
Cydia splendana is the source of this 4713-nucleotide messenger RNA. RefSeq names its product geranylgeranyl transferase type-2 subunit alpha (gene RabGGTa). Gene Ontology annotation, cellular component: cytoplasm; Rab-protein geranylgeranyltransferase complex. The transcript has 9 exons. The record is from RefSeq and is a predicted model, not a curated record. Gene Ontology annotation, molecular function: Rab geranylgeranyltransferase activity. Gene Ontology annotation, biological process: protein geranylgeranylation. The coding region runs from base 102 to 1604 and encodes 500 amino acids. NCBI's taxonomy places the organism in Eukaryota, Metazoa, Arthropoda, Insecta, Lepidoptera, Tortricidae.